AUGCCAGCCUCUGCAGCACAAACCAAGGCAUGGUACAGAAAAAACGGGUGGUAUACUGAUAGAGAGGAAAAGAUUGUAGUCAAUCGAGUUUUAAGAGAUGAUCCACAGAAAGGUGACAUGAAUAAUAGACAACCGGUGUCAUUAAAGGAAUUGUGGAGAAGUUUAACAGACUACGAUUUAUUGCCAAUAUAUAUUGUGAGGUUGCUAGCUGAUAUCGGGAACACGCCAGUAAAGAACUACAUGACAUUGACUCUUAGGAAGCUGGGAUUUUCUACUUAUCAGACUAACGCCCUUACAAUCCCCUAUAACGUUUUGUGCACCAUAACUAUGGUGAUAAUGGGAUAUCUAACAGAGAAGAUAAACGAGCGCUCAUUUCUAAUAUUAGUUCCAGCAGUAUGGCUCAUUGCAACUCUAAUUCCCUUAAGAUAUUGGCCUGGCUCGCAAGUUGACAUUUGGGGCACCUAUGCUCUUCUUACUGUUAUUCUCAGCAGCCCUCCAGUUUGGGCAUUGUCCAUUAGCUGGUGUUCAGCAAACUCGAACUCGGUUCGUUCACGGGCUGUUUCAGCGGCAUUGGUAAAUAUGUUUUCUCAAACAGCGAAUAUUAUUGGCUCAAAUAUUUACCGUGCGGAUGAUAAGCCUUUGUAUCAUCGAGGUAAUACACAGUUAGUAGGCAUAGCUUUCGGAUUUGCAGGCUCUUGUCUGCUGACUAAGGCAUACUAUAUUUACAGGAACAAGCAUAGAGACGCCAUUUGGAGCAAAAUGACUACGGAAGAACAGGAAGAGUACAAACUGGCUACGACCGAUGUCGGCAAUAAGAGAUUGGACUUUAGAUUUGUUCAUUGA
Messenger RNA from Torulaspora globosa, 843 nucleotides. RefSeq lists its product as uncharacterized. Gene Ontology annotation, molecular function: transmembrane transporter activity. NCBI's taxonomy places the organism in Eukaryota, Fungi, Ascomycota, Saccharomycetes, Saccharomycetales, Saccharomycetaceae. The transcript has a single exon. The coding region runs from base 1 to 843 and encodes 280 amino acids. Gene Ontology annotation, cellular component: membrane. The record is from RefSeq and is a predicted model, not a curated record.